ACGUUGUCGGAGUGAGUGCUGAGUCACAUAUCGUGAACGAUCUCUCUCAGGAAGGUGCGCGCUAGUUCGUUUCUCCGUGAAAUGGAUUGCAUUGUAUCAGUUUAACGUUAUCAUUGUUAGAAUUAUAACGUUAUUGAAGCGAAAUGAUUUAAGAAAAGAGAUACUUGGCGCUUGUCGCGGGCCUCGAAUGUUUGUUAAGAAAAAGAAAUUAUAAGCAUUUCAAAGCGCGAUCUAGUUUGUGGAUCUGUCAAUUUUCUAUUAUUUCGUGAAAUUUUUACAUAUUACAUUAUUUAUCAUAACUUGUCAAUGUAAGGGCAGUGUUGUCACUAAUUCAAACGUGCACCUUCUUGAAUUGUCAAACGAAAUUCGAGGCAUGCGUGGGACGUGCGCGACGUGCACUGAAGUUUGACGUGGCCAGUGUGUGUUUUGAGGUUAUUUUUGUGUUCGUGUAACUGACCUAUACUUGUUUAAAAGAGAGCACAGGAUCUUUAUUUUCAUCCUGACAGUCCGUCGAAUAAGUUGCUCUUACAAGAACGUUGCAAGUCCCUCUUACCUGGAUUUAAAAUUUGCAUCAAUUAUACUGAAGAAAGAAGAUUUGAAUAGUGAUGUUUAACCUUAAUAACAACUGAAACUUGGGUUUUAAUAUUUUGUUAUGGGAAGAUAGCAUAUAUAAAACUCUGUUUACAUCAAAUUAAAUGAAAUCUAAAUAACAGUGCGAACAUUAUUGAACAUUUAACAUUAAUCUGAAGUGAUAAUCAACAUUUCAAUAUGAACUGUUGUUUGCUCGAAACAUCUUAUUUAUUUUUUGUAUUUAACAUCACUGCCAAGUCACUGUGACAAUACGUUAAAUUACAUUGGACUGUAUAUAUAUUUGACAAGUGGAAGUGAUUUAACUCAAGAAGUCACAAUGUUAUGUAUAAAGAAAUUAUAUCACGAAGAACUGCUGCAGCUGGCAUUGCUGCUUUCUUUACUACGAAUAGACCCAGAAUCCUACCUUGGUUUGGAUAUUCAAACCAUUGGUGUAGGAUCACUGGAUCUAAACAAUGGUUCAAGAUGGCACACCGAUGCUCAUACAAUAGUACAUCGUCCUAUAUUUGUACAUCCAAAAAAUUUAGACUCCAUGCUUUUAAAUUAUCAGAGAGAUUUAUUUGAAGACUUAAAUUCAUUAGGAAGAUACAAUAGAAUAAAUUCGGGCUUAAAUGAUAUCCAUGCAUACUUGUUAAACAUCGAAGAAUCAGCAAGAGACAUGGCUAUUGCGGGACCCAGUAUAUCGCUUUCUACUAAUCCAGCUCGAAAUAUGACAUCACCAGAUCCAGCAAAUUCUUCGCAAAUACCCAAUGAACCAACUAGUACAGCGGAACUUACUCAAGAGGUGUGUUCUCCACGCAGAGUGCGAAUAUCGAGAAGGAAGUUCAUUAUUUUUCUUUUGCGAUUUUCCGAGGAAUACCUGUGCACGAUUACACAGAGGAAAAUGAGCCUGGAUAAAAUAGUUAACGCGGACAUGGAUUUAAUCGAGGUGCUUUGGAAACAAGACGUGGAUCUGGGAUUUACACCAUUGAUAGAGUCCACUGCUCCUCCAAAGAAGCCAUCCACAUCGGAAAAGGAAACCGACGAUGAGAUCGAAAAACUAAAGGCUUUAGAAGCGAUUAAUUCGAACAACGAAAAGAAAGAUACAAGGGAAUUUGAAGAUCAGCCGGAUGAUCCAUGGGCAGGUCUUCCUUAUACUGUUGAUCUCGAAACUGGUGAAUAUAUUCUCAAAUCUACCAAUCAAGGGGAAAGCGGAAAUAGCGCUGCCGAAGAAGACGAUCAGCUUCUCGCGGACGCGUCGUUGGACUUAAACAAUCAUCCCUUAGCUGGAUUAACCGAUGAUUCUCUGGGAUUAACCGAUACCUUAGAGCUCGAAAAUGAUUUUCCCUCGGACUUACUCGGAGGUGGCCUCUUAGGAAGUGCUGCUGUAGAUGGUCUUCUGAACAACGAUACCUUGGGUCUUCCCGACGGAUUCAGUCUCGAGGAGGCGCUUCAACUCGUUGGCCUCGAUGAGGCUCAAUCAGAGGAAACGAAGUCGGAAGUAAAGAAGAAGAAGAAAGAAGACGCCGUCGCGGAAUCCGCGAGUGCGAAAGAGGAAACGGCCAUUACUAGCUCGAGCACCGUCGAAGUAUCAAAGUCACCAAGGUGCGAGGAUCCUGAAACCGGCGACAUGAUUCACACACCGCAAUUCCAUCAUCCCCAUCACCCGCACCAUCGUUCCUUCCAGGGUCGCAUGCCAUUUAUGCGUGCUAUGAGCAUGGAACAACGAUGGCAGGAUUUGGCAUCCCUACUAUCUCUACCCGGUGCACCGGAACAUUUUGCACAUCCUGCACAUCCUGGAUACCCAGGGCACGGUAUAAGUCACAGUCAUUACGAAGCACAACGUAAUGUAUUACUUCACAAUGCCACAUUGGCUCCACCUGUGGGUGAUCUAAAUUCUACGAACCCCUAUCACAAUGUUGGUGGGUCUUCAAACCUAGGUUCAGCGGUGGCAACAUCAAUGAAUUUAACGAACAGUAGCGAACCAAUUGGCGCCGAUAGUGGAACAACUUAUAAAUCUGAACCAGCUGAUAUGAUGUAUUAUCAUGCACCAACUUCCGAUUCGAUAAAUCAAACAACCGAUGGUUUCCUUUCGUCCCUUCUAAAUGACGAGGACCUGCACCUGAUGGACAUGGCCAUGAACGACGGCAUGUACACCAUGCGUAUGUUAGAUAAUGGUAACAAUAACGCUUCUGGUCCAACGGGAGCAGCGGCCUUGUCAGGAGUUCAGCCAGCUGGUGGUACGACUCCAUCGGCAACAGGCGUUACGACACUUCCGGGUGUAACAGACGAAAGGAUGGAUGCAUCCAGCGAUAGUGCUGUCAGUAGCAUGGGCAGCGAGCGUGUACCAUCCCUUUCGGAUGGCGAAUGGAUGGAAACUGGAUCUAAUUCCAGUCAUACGCAAGCCGAUUCUCAUUACACUAUGGACUAUGCUAGCAAAUUUCGCAUGUCAUACGAUUGUAGCUACUCCGUUUCCGGAAGGAACGCCGGUUCUCCAAGAUGUCAAACCGAGCGUUCCAUGCCUCCGGUUGCUCAGAAAAAGCAUCAAAUGUUUGCAAAACGAUACUUCCAGGAACAAGGAACUGGUUCACCUUUGGGAGCUACAGCACAUCCGACUACUCCAAUGAAGUAUGACUACGACUCCCAUACAGUUGGUGCUGGUGCUCCAGGAAACGCUUAUUCAGGGCCAAUCGAGGGUGCUGCUGGACCACAGCCGGAAAUGAAAUACAGCUGUAGCGUAGAUUUCACCCGUCAUCAAUCAGGACGUUCCGCUAUAGAACACGUCCAUCAUAAUCACACGUAUCAUUUACCCGCGGAAAGUUCCGGAUCUCUUCAGCGUCCUGUCUCCCGUGAUAAAAAAGUACGCAAAAGCGAGGGCGAGGAACAUUUAACGAGGGACGAAAAGAGAGCCAGGGCGUUGAACGUGCCCAUUCCAGUAAACGAUAUUAUUAAUCUUCCUAUGGACGAAUUUAACGAACGUCUUAGCAAAUACGAUCUCAGUGAAGCUCAAUUAUCUUUGAUACGUGACAUCAGAAGACGAGGCAAGAAUAAAGUAGCCGCUCAAAAUUGUCGUAAACGUAAACUAGAUCAAAUCAUAAGCCUAGCCGAUGAAGUGAAAGAGAUGAGGGACCGGAAGAUGAGACUCAUCCGUGAACGAGAGUUCAUGCUCAUUGAAAGGCAACGUGUUAAGGAUAAAUUUAGUCAACUUUAUCGUCAUGUGUUUCAAUCUCUGAGAGAUCCUGAUGGCAAUCAAUAUCAUCCAUACGAAUACAGUCUUCAGCAAUCGGCUGAUGGAAAUGUGUUGUUAGUGCCAAGGAAUCAAACGAAUCCUCAUCAUCCUCGUUCCACGACGAUGGAACCGAAAACGAAACCUGAUCCUGAACACAAGGAAUGAAGCUAUCAUGGAAUCACGUUUAAAAACGUUUGAUUAGACAAAUUUUCUUGAUACGGUGAUCGCACUUAAAAGUAUCCUGACGGAUGUACGCGGUGCUAAGAAGAAAACACUUUUACAGUUUUAAGUACAAUAAAAUAAAUGAAAGGUUCAUCUUGAAAGAAGCUUGGUUGCUAAUAUUUUGCAUCAUGUUCGACUAAACAACGAAAUUUUUUAGAUAUUUCAGAGACUCGUAUCGAUUCAUGCUUUUCUUUAAGAUAAUCACCAAACAUAGAAAUACUGAUUGUACAUAUAGUAAUAUUGCAUAAAGAAAUCAAAACACUACACAAAUAGAAGAAAAGUAAAUAACACUCUGAAAAUUUGUUAUAUUUAAAUAAAAUGAAUUUAUUUAUUAUUUCGAACAGUGAUAUAAACAUGAGUAUACGUUUAAUGUUUCCCAAAAAAUGUAGUACCAUAUAGAAUACAUUUUUCAUUUCUUUUUCUAUUAAAACUCAAGGGAACAGUUAUAAUAUUCUAAUUCAAUUAAUGUUGUCGAAUUUGGGAGCUUCGCGAUGAUUUUAAUUAAUCAUUAUGACUUCUCGGGUUUCCAUCGUGUUGGUGUUUUGGUUGCUUACCCAAUACAACCGAAACAUCAAGUUAUGUUAUUCUGAUUUUCUUAUGUUUUGUUGUUCUUUUUCCUUUGAAAUAUACAGGUGAUGAUUUUUAAUUUUUUAAACCAUGCAUAUAUAGAAGUACGUUUAUUAGGUGCGUUUAUUGAAAAGUUUAACACAUCUCCUUCAGUUAUUUCAUCUAUGAAUACAUUAUACAUGAUUUAAUCGAUAUGUAAGUGACAUAGAUGUUAAGUGUUUAAGAUCGUAUUGAAGUGUGAUUAAUUAAAAGAAUCAUAAUCGAAUGACGUUACUUCCAAAAUUAUUAAACUUGCCAAACAUCAUAUUGUAUUGAUAAAGGUACAUAGAGCGCUGUCAUGAGUCUGUUGUACACGACUCAAUGCAAGUGAAGUAAAAAAACAAUUAUAUAAUAAUGCCAGUAAAAUAAAUAAUUUUAUUGCUUUAAAUUGUUCGUAACUUGAUGACAAAAAUGUCAAUAAGGUGUAAUGCAGAAUUAGAUUUGCAUUUAAAUUGGAAAUUAAAUGAAAAGAACAAUCGAAACGAUAAAAGGCAAAUGUCAGAAACCUUGAAUGUUAUACAUUGUUCGAUGAACUACUUAAUAUACUGUACAAAAACUGUUCCAAAAAUAUUACAUUUCAGUCCAUACAAGUAUAUAUAUCAACAAUCAACUGUAAUAUACAAUGAUGAAAAUAUAGAGUAAAUAAUGUGACUAUGUGCAUACUUUUAAAGCGAUGUGUUGUGUACUGUUACAAUAUUAAUAAUAGUAUUGAUUAAAAUACGAACAGACGUAAUAAAUACACAUAUUUUUAUAAAAUAAGAAACGAGUAAAGUUCAGGUAUGUCACAUUUGCCUUUAUAUGUAUAUAUUAAUGUAGUUAGAAUAAUUUUCUAUAAAUAUUAUAUAUAUAAAUAGAUAUAUAGAGAGAACAUAUGAAUGUAUGUACACGCAUAUAUGUAUGUAUAUAUGCGUAUAUACAGACACGUUAUUACGAUAAAAAUAAUUGAAAAGGAUAUGCUGUUUAUGCCGACAAUUUAUAACAGUCAACUCUUUAUUAACAUUUACAUACACAAUUGUAUUUAUACUAUUGGGUGUAGGCUGCCUUCACAUACUGUACUUAGCGAGCGGAGACCACGUUGUUAAGAAGAACUAUCAUAAAAAAAAAAAAAGAAUAAUUUAUAAUUACUCUGUUCGUGGACUGUACAAACGAACCAGAUUUAUAUGAACCUUCGAUUUUAUCCGAUCAUAUUUUAAGAUCUUUCAUGUCAUUAAAUUUCUAUAUUGUAUAAAUAAAGCUGAAUAAACCUUUGGGGAAAGUACUGUA
Molecule: messenger RNA, 5887 nt
Organism: Osmia bicornis bicornis
Lineage: Eukaryota; Metazoa; Arthropoda; Insecta; Hymenoptera; Megachilidae
Gene: cnc
Product: segmentation protein cap'n'collar
Exons: 14
Coding region: 908-3961 (1017 amino acids)
Biological process (GO): regulation of transcription by RNA polymerase II
Cellular component (GO): nucleus
Molecular function (GO): DNA-binding transcription factor activity, RNA polymerase II-specific; RNA polymerase II cis-regulatory region sequence-specific DNA binding
Source: RefSeq, a predicted model, not a curated record